ACAAACUCAUCCAAGCUGACAGGAGUUCGUGUAAACCGUCCAUUUCCAGCCCAACUAGCAAUCAUACAGUCAUCAUCAUCGCACUCAUGGCCCAUUAUAGAGCCCCAGAAUCAAAGCGGGAACAAUUCAGGAGAUACCUAGAAAAGUCUGGGGUUCUUGACACUAUAACAAGCGUUUUAGUGGCACUUUAUGAAGAAAAUGACAAACCCAACAAUGCACUGGAUUUCAUAAAGCUUCACCUCGGAGCGGCUGGUCCAGAGCCGGGAGAUACUGAGACUCUACGCAUGGAGCUGGCUGAUCUACAACAGAAAUUUAACCUGCUCAUGGAGGAGAACAAAGAGCUGAGAAACAGGCUGAUGCAGUAUGAACCGACGUCUGAGGAUGGAGCAGCAGAGUAGAAAGGACACGUUUUGUCUUGCAUGAUGGGGAAAUUAAAAAAGAAAACAACGUGAAACAUGAAGAAAAUAACUUUUUUUUUUUUAAAGAAUAUGUUGAUGUUUUAUUACAUAUAAGGGAUGUACAGCUAACACAAAAUCACUGUUAUUUUUUGUUAUAUAACAGAAAAGCAACUUUUGCUUCUUAAGAAAUAAAAAACAGUUUUUUUUUCA
Labrus mixtus (cuckoo wrasse) is the source of this 608-nucleotide messenger RNA. Its product is annotated as c-Myc-binding protein-like. The record is from RefSeq and is a predicted model, not a curated record. The transcript is spliced from 6 exons. The coding region runs from base 87 to 398 and encodes 103 amino acids. Gene Ontology annotation, cellular component: nucleus. Lineage: Eukaryota; Metazoa; Chordata; Actinopteri; Labriformes; Labridae. Gene Ontology annotation, biological process: regulation of DNA-templated transcription. Gene Ontology annotation, molecular function: transcription coactivator activity.